Molecule: messenger RNA, 1320 nt
Organism: Rotaria sp. Silwood1
Lineage: Eukaryota; Metazoa; Rotifera; Eurotatoria; Philodinida; Philodinidae
Source: the annotation of a GenBank genome assembly
AUGGUUUCAUCUGAAACAACAUGUACAUUAAUUGGUGGAAGUUUAAUAGUUCUACUAAUAGCUGGUUAUUUUGGUCAACAAUUUUUACCAGCACCUAAACCAAAAGUAAUCGGUUUUGAUUUAGGUACAACUUAUUCAUGUGUUGGAAUUUAUCAUGCUAUAAGUGGAUUAGUUGAAGUUAUACCAGCACAACGUAAUCGUUCAUGUAUGCCAUCAAUUGUAUCAUUUUUAUCUAAUGGAACAAUUCUAUUAGGUUAUGAUGCAUUUGAUCAUCUUGAAACUAAUCCAAAAUAUACAAUUUAUGAUACAAAACGUUUUAUAGGUAAAAAAUUUUCAUUAGAAACAAUAAAAAAAAUUCAAGAAGAUUAUCCAUUUGAAAUUAAACUAAAUAAUCAUGGUUAUGUUGAAUUUAUUAUAUCUGAUAAUGGUACACGUAUAACACCACAAGAAAUAGGUUCAUUAUUAUUAAAACAUUUAAAAUUAUUAGUUGAACAAUAUUUAAUGAUUUCAAAAAUAAAACAUUGUGUAUUAAGUGUGCCAGCUGAAUUUAAUGAUGAACAACGACAUGCAACACGACAAGCAGCAGAAUCAAUUGAUAUUAAAGUUGAAAGGAUUAUAUCUGAACCAACAGCAGCUGCAUUAGCAUAUGGUUUACAUAAACGUGAUAAUGUACGUUAUGUAUUAGUUAUUGAUAUAGGUGGUGGUACAACUGAUGUUAGUUUAUUAUCUGUACAAGGUGGAAUGUUUUCAACACAAGCUAUGGCUGGUAAUAAUCGUUUAGGUGGACAAGAUUUUAAUCAAAAUUUAUUUCAUUAUAUAUUAACAUUAAUUGAUAAUAAUAAUAAAAAUAAAACUGAUCCAAAUUUUUUACAACAUUUAAGAAUUGAAAUUGAAAAAUGUAAACUUGAUUUAUCAAUAUUAGAACAAUGUAUAAUUAAUUCAAAAUGGAUUAUAACAAGAGAUUUAUUUGAAAAUAUAAAUCAAGAUUUAUUUAAAAAAAUUCUUGAACCAUUAGAUAGAAUAUUUGCUUAUAUUAAUUCUGAUAUUAAUGAUAAUGAUGAUGAUGAUGAUAUAAGUAAUAGAUUAACUGCUAAUAAUAUUGAUGAAAUUGUUUUAGUUGGUGGUUCAACACGUAUGUUAAAAAUUCGAAUAUUAAUUGAAGAUUAUUUUCAAAAAAAACCUAAUAUUGAAAUUGAUCCUGAUGUUGCUGUUACACAUGGAGUAUCAAUACAAGCAGGAAUUAUAGGUGGAGUAUGGCCAUUAACUGUUACUGCUACAGAAGUACGAACUACAGUAGAAAAAAUUCAUAUUGAAACAUAA